Hyaena hyaena (striped hyena) is the source of this 1728-nucleotide messenger RNA. It is a transcript of the gene RASD1, whose product is annotated as ras related dexamethasone induced 1. The record is from RefSeq and is a predicted model, not a curated record. The coding region runs from base 197 to 1036 and encodes 279 amino acids. Gene Ontology annotation, molecular function: GTP binding; GTPase activity. The transcript is spliced from 2 exons. NCBI's taxonomy places the organism in Eukaryota, Metazoa, Chordata, Mammalia, Carnivora, Hyaenidae.
GAGCGAGCCACUUUGCCCCAGAGCCGGAGCUGAGCUCGAGCGGGAGCCCAGCCCCAGCCCAGCCCCAGCCCAGCCCCAGCCCAGCCGAUACCCCAGCGCGAGCGGAGCACAGCCGUCCAGCCGCUCAGCCCCGCGCCCCCGGCCGCCCUCCGUACUUCUCUCGGCUCUGCGAUCGCCCCCGCGGCCCCUGCGCCCAAUGAAACUGGCCGCGAUGAUCAAGAAGAUGUGCCCGAGUGACUCGGAGCUGAGUAUCCCUGCCAAGAACUGUUACCGCAUGGUCAUCCUCGGCUCGUCCAAGGUGGGCAAGACGGCCAUCGUGUCGCGCUUCCUCACGGGCCGCUUCGAGGACGCCUACACGCCCACCAUCGAGGACUUUCACCGCAAGUUCUACUCCAUCCGCGGCGAGGUCUACCAGCUGGACAUCCUUGAUACGUCCGGCAACCACCCGUUUCCCGCCAUGCGGCGCCUCUCCAUCCUCACUGGAGACGUUUUCAUCCUGGUGUUCAGCCUGGACAACCGCGACUCCUUCGAGGAGGUGCAGAGGCUCAAGCAGCAGAUUCUCGACACCAAGUCCUGCCUCAAGAACAAAACCAAGGAGGACGUGGACGUGCCGCUGGUCAUCUGCGGCAACAAGGGUGAUCGGGACUUCUACCGCGAGGUGGAGCCGCGCGAGAUCGAGCGGCUGGUGGGCGACGACCCCCAGCGCUGCGCCUACUUCGAGAUCUCGGCCAAGAAGAACAGCAGCCUGGACCAGAUGUUCCGGGCGCUCUUUGCCAUGGCCAAGCUGCCGAGCGAGAUGAGCCCGGACCUGCACCGCAAGGUGUCGGUGCAGUACUGCGACGUGCUGCACAAGAAGGCGCUGCGCAACAAGAAGCUGUUGCGAGCCAGCAGCGGCGGCGGCGACCCCGGCGACGCCUUCGGCAUCGUGGCGCCCUUCGCCCGCCGGCCCAGCGUGCACAGCGACCUCCUGUACAUCCGCGAGAAGGCCAGCGGCGGCGGCCAUGCCAAGGACAAGGAGCGCUGCGUCAUCAGCUAGGAGCCCCCUGCCCCCAGACCCCCGCGUCCGUGACUGAACCGAGGAGGACCUUUCUGUUUCAAAGUCACCCCGGGCCAGUCCCUGCGCCCCGGCCGGCCGCGUGCGUGGGGACUAGCGUCUUCCCUCCCCGGGCCCCUGGCCGAGCACACUGGGGAGGCAAUAACCAAAAAGGGACAGUCAUUUGUUCUGGAAGAAAAGAACUGGCCAAGAUUGGGACUUCUCCCCACCCCCCUCAUCCCCAGUGGCGCCUGCCACCCCCAGACGGGGGCACAGGCCGGCAGAGGGCGAAUUUGUCUUGUUUCUGACAAAGACAAGAGUGGGGAAGUGAGUUAAUCAGCCUCUGUUGGGCUUUGAGAAACCUGUCUUGCCCCCUGGAGGGUCAGGACAGGACAUGGGCAUUAUCUGAUUCUGGGGUGCCGUGACUGCUGAAAGCUAGAGGCUACUGAAAGCCUCUGCCCUCCAGAAACUAAGGGGGUGCAGGGGGUUCGGGUCAGAUCGUAGCCAAGUGACUUGUUUACAUGAGCGUGUGAAAUUGCACAAAGGAAAACAAAACACACACCUUGCACUUUAAUAGUUCUGAUGUCGUCAUGGACACGAACAAAAUCUUACCCAGCUGUUUGUACUGUGUGUGAUAGUCUUUAAAGUUAUUGUUACUGUUUUUUGUAAUUGAAAAUAAAACCGUUUAAAACAAA